Molecule: messenger RNA, 2571 nt
Organism: Brenthis ino (lesser marbled fritillary)
Lineage: Eukaryota; Metazoa; Arthropoda; Insecta; Lepidoptera; Nymphalidae
Source: the annotation of a GenBank genome assembly
AUGACCAAUGAAUGCCCAAUCUGUAAAGGCAAUAUCUUGGUAACACAAAAAAGGAUUAAGUGUUCUAAAUGUCAAGCACAUUAUCACUUAGAAUGUGUUGCAUCGAAUAAUAACAGCAGCGUAAUAUCCCGAACACAGUGGAUCUGUACGGCUUGUGCCUCAAAUACUCGAAAAGGCAGCAAUAACUCAAAUACACCGAAAGAUAAGCAAAACUGUUUGGAAAAUAGUACACCGCAGGUACAGUCUACGUCACUGAUAUCGAAAGAGGUGAAAGAGAUAAUAACUAACUCUUUAAGCGUUGAAUUUAAAAAAAUUCGUGAAGAGUUAAGUGUUUUACAAAGCAUUAAGGAAUCCAUAGAUUAUUUCUCCAAUCUAUACGACAGUGUUAAGCAAGAAUUAGAGGAAGCGAAAAGUGAAAUUUUGAACUUAAAAAAGGACAAUUGUGAAUUAAGAGACAUUAUUAAUUCCCAUAGCAGUGUUAUAAACAGUCUGGAAAAGGAAGCAAGAGCAAGUAAUAUAGAAUUACACUGUGUACCUGAAUUUAGGAAUGAGAAUCUUGUAAACACAAUCGAACAAAUAAGCAAAGUAAUAAGUGUUCCUCUAAUUGAAGGUAGCAUCACUAAAUGUACAAGGGUUGCAAAACAAAAUAAAAGCUCAGCUCGUCCUCGCACAGUAAUAGUAAAGUUUUCAACUCCACUUAUACGUGAUCGAUUUUUGGCUGGUGUUAUCAACUAUAAUAAAAAGAACGCCGAGGACAAACUGAAUACAUCGCACCUUGGAAUAUCAGGGGAAAAGGCACCUGUUUUUGUGUCUGAGCAUCUAACUUCUGCAUCUAAGGACAUAUAUGCAGCAGCAAGACUCCUUGCCAAGGAAAAACAGUAUCGCUACGUUUGGUCACGUAACGAGACAUGGCUUAAUAGCAGUAUUAACAAUAACGAAUUUAUAGACGAAAGGUACGUGGUAUAUAGGCGGGAUCGUGAAUCUAGUAAUUCUUCAAAAAGUGAUGGUGGAGGCGUUCUAAUAGCUGUUUUAAAAAAAAUUAAAAGCUACAGGGUUACAUCUUGGGAGACUGCAUACGAGGAUCUAUGGGUAAACCUUACGAUUGAUUCGACAAUUAUUUCUAUUUGCGCGGUGUAUAUUCCAUCUCCGUUAAAAUAUGAAGUAUUAAAAACUUUUAUACAAAAUACAGAAAAACUAGUUAUUCAACAACCUACAACCCUAAUAAUUGGUGAUUUUAACAUACCAGCACUGCACUGGGUAUUGGACGGCUGGAGUGAGGCGCGGUACCUCGGCAAGCAGGUGGGCCCGCUGUCCGAGCUGCAGCACGGCGUGCGCGGGCGCGUGUACGCGGUCGACUCGCGCACGCUCUACCUGCACGACUUCCACUACGAUGGGGUGGGUCCUGCGGCAUACUUCUACGUGGGCUCAUCGAAAACUCCGAGUGCGUCAGGUGGGGUCCGGCUGCAGGAUGAGCGCGGAGGCGGCAGCCCGCUGCGAAAGUACCGAGGCGAGGGCAUCACGCUCUCGCUGCCUGAAGGCAAGACACUGCGCGACGUCACCUGGUUCGCUGUGUGGUGUGACGAAUACUCGAUAAACUUCGGUUCAGUGGAGAUCCCUCGGAAUCUGGAGUACCCCAAGCCUAUGAAAGUGGGGGCUCUGCAUGGCGUGCACGGCGUCUCCUCCGACCCCAUCGUCAUCGUCGAUGCACAGACACUACUUAUACCCAAUUUCUCGUAUGAUGGAGAAGCACCUGAUGCGAAGUUCUGGGUGGGCCGCGGCGACAAGCCGUCCCCGCAGGGCAUCCGCAUCCCCGACGAGAACGGCAAGGAAACACCUCUGCGCAAAUACGAUAAGAAGACUAUUGUACUUACUUUACCAGGAGAGCUGACAGUGUUCGACAUUGGGUAUUUCGCCAUAUGGUGUGAAGCAUUCACUGUGAACUUCGGUGACGUGCAGCUACCGCGCGCCACCUCCCUCAAUGUGCCGCCCAGUUUGAAGAUGCUGGGAGUUUCUCCACAGAGCCGCAACAAGGCGCUGGUAGGGGCCACAACGCCCUCCCGCCCCCGCAAGCUCCCUGCAAGCAUUCAGCGCCUAGACGCCACCACCUACCGCCCCCCGCACCUCCGCGCAGGACCCCCCGCGCCCCUCGACCAGCCCGAGGCGCACGCGCAGCACCGCCGGGACUAUACCCCGUCACACACUCCUGAACAACAACUCAUCCCCACUCAGUCCAAAGAUGACUUUGAAUUUAUACGUUCCGAGGAAAUUGAGCACAAGUUUCCCCAUGAAGAUGAGAUCCUUUUCCAAAUCAACCAACAGCAAAGUGUUGCUCGUCAGAAUUAUCAGCUUCAAAAUCAACAGCAAUACAGAGACCGUUCUACGGAGGAACUGCUUAAUCAACAGCGCCUCUUUGACCAGCAACGCCGAGCCUUGGAGCUUCAGUUACAGCAGUACCAGAACAUACCGUACAGUCCCGGGCCGCUGCACUACCGCCUCCUCCCACAGCAUCAGAAUCCUGUCGCCUCCCAUUACGAACGUGACCUUGACCCAAUUACCAGGUCUAGGCCGCAC